This is a messenger RNA of Populus nigra (black poplar), 2191 nucleotides long. RefSeq names its product rab GTPase-activating protein 22. NCBI's taxonomy places the organism in Eukaryota, Viridiplantae, Streptophyta, Magnoliopsida, Malpighiales, Salicaceae. Gene Ontology annotation, molecular function: GTPase activator activity. Gene Ontology annotation, biological process: activation of GTPase activity. The record is from RefSeq and is a predicted model, not a curated record. The transcript is spliced from 5 exons. The coding region runs from base 256 to 1950 and encodes 564 amino acids.
GAAGCUAGCACCGGAAACACUGUUGGUGGCGUUGGCGGUGGUUUAUGGGGCGCCGCUACGUCUUCUUCCAGUGUUGGUGUAGCCAUCGCUGUCACGGCCAUGGCCGGUAUCGCCUUGGCCGCCACCGUCGUCUAUUCUCGUAGGUAAAAUAACAAAGUCAACAAUAAAAAAACCCUGAAGUGUUCGAAUAAUUGACACUCUAAUUCAAAACUUAGAUUAACCGUCGCCAAAGAAACCCUAGAUAGAUAUAUUUAGAUGUUGAUGCAACAGAAACCGUUAAUGAGAGCCUUAAGGCGAAGCCAUACUCCUUUUUCCACAUCUUCUUCGACGUCAAACUCCUCCUCGUCACCGUCACCGUCAUCAUCAUCAUCGUGGAUAUAUUUGAGAUCAGUUUUAUUAGUAGUUGCCUCCUCUUCGUUGUCCUCAUCAUCUUCCUCCUCACCAGCUUCUACUAAUCGGGGUAGUCUUAAAUCGCCUUGGUCGCGUAGGAGAAGAAAACAUGCGCUUUUACCAAAGCAAUGGAAAAGUUUAUUUAUGCCUGAUGGGAAAUUGUGUGAUGGUGGUGUCAAGUUUCUGAAGAAAGCCCGAAGUGGGGGUGUUGAUCCAAGUAUUAGACCAGAGGUUUGGCCAUUUCUCCUUGGAAUCUAUGAUGUGAACAGUUCCAAGGAAGAAAGAGAUUGCAUUCAAGAUGAGAAAAGAAAAGAAUAUGAGAAUCUACGGAAACAGUGCCGAAGACAUCUCAGAUGCAAUGAUAGGAGUUUUAAGGCCAAGCAAGCUGUUGGAAUCAGCAGUGCUGAGGUUAGCGGGGACUCGAGUCAAGUUAUGGAUUUUCCUGGAUUAGAAGAUGUUAAUAGUACCAGGAUGACACCUUCUGCUGAGCAAGGCAACUUAUCUGCUGAGGAUUCAGAUUUCCCUGAUGAAGCUCCUCAGGGCUCUGAAUCAAUAUUGGAAGGAGGUGAUGAUAGGAGUGUGGUCACCUAUGAAGAUGGCUUGGCUGGAGAGACGGAGUCAACUGAUUCCGAUUCCUCUGAAGAACCAGAAAUUGCAGAAUCUUUUCUUGCAACUGAAUUUACAGGUGAAAAUGAUUUUGAUUUGCCUUCUCAGGAGAAUUCCUCUCCCUUUGAGACAAAAAGCAGGUUGAACUUGCAGAAAGAUGAGGAUUUUGCCACAUGGCAGAGAAUCAUGCGUGUUGAUGCAGUGCGGGCAAAUGGUGAAUGGACAAUGUACUCUCCAUCUCAGGCAGAAGUAUCAGAGAUGAAGGCACGACGAUUGGCUGAGAGUGUAGGGUUGCAGGACUAUGAUCACUUGGAGCCAAGCAGGAUCUUUCAUGCUGCUCGCCUCGUCACUAUCCUCGAGGCAUAUGCACUUUAUGAUCCUGAGAUUGGUUACUGCCAAGGAAUGAGUGAUUUACUCUCACCCAUUAUUGCAGUGAUGGAGGAGGAUUUUUUAGCCUUCUGGUGUUUUGUGGGCUUCAUGAAGAAAGCUCGGCACAAUUUCCGUCUCGAUGAAGUGGGAAUCCGGAGGCAACUGGGUCUUGUUUCCAAGAUAAUUAAGUGCAAGGAUAGCCAUCUCUACAAGCACCUGGAGAAGCUUCAAGCAGAAGACUGCUUCUUUGUGUACAGAAUGGUGGUGGUUCUUUUCAGAAGGGAGUUAAACCUUGAUCAAACACUCUGCCUCUGGGAGGUGAUGUGGGCUGACCAAGCAGCAAUACGGGCAGGGAUUGCCCAGUCUGCCUGGGGGAGGAUGAGGCUAAGGGCCCCUCCUAGUGAUGAUUUGCUGCUUUAUGCAAUAGCAGCUUGUGUGCUGCAGAGGAGGAAACUGAUCAUUGAGAAGUACAGCAGUAUGGAUGAGAUCAUGAGAGAAUGCAAUAGCAUGGCCGGUCAGUUGGAUGUAUGGAAGCUUCUCGAUGAUGCACAUGACUUGGUGGUCAACCUGCACGACAAGAUUUAAGAAAUAAUUCUUCCUUUUUCUUUUGCUCUUCGUAGAUUUCCAUUUCGUCCUUGUUGCUGUGCGCAGAUCCCUUAAAAAAUAAGGGAUCUUCGGAUCACUUCAACUCCUAGCUCGAAACAAAAGCAACUGAUAGGCAAUUUGUUUAACGGGGUAAAUUAUGGAAUUCUGAAUGCUGUGCCCGCACUCUCCGUGAGUGAUAGUGGCAUCAAUGCAAAUUUAGCAUUUUGAUCUUCCUUUUCAA